This is a messenger RNA of Caenorhabditis remanei, 1098 nucleotides long. RefSeq lists its product as uncharacterized. The record is from RefSeq and is a predicted model, not a curated record. Gene Ontology annotation, molecular function: GTP binding; mannose-1-phosphate guanylyltransferase (GTP) activity. Gene Ontology annotation, biological process: GDP-mannose biosynthetic process; cell wall mannoprotein biosynthetic process. The coding region runs from base 1 to 1098 and encodes 365 amino acids. The transcript is spliced from 4 exons. Lineage: Eukaryota; Metazoa; Nematoda; Chromadorea; Rhabditida; Rhabditidae. Gene Ontology annotation, cellular component: cytoplasm.
AUGAAAGCGCUCAUUCUAGUCGGAGGAUAUGGUACCCGUCUCCGGCCGCUUACACUGACACAACCCAAACCACUCGUUGAAUUUGCCAACAAGCCCAUGAUGCUACAUCAGAUGGAAGCUCUUGCUGCUGUUGGAGUAGACACGGUUGUUCUCGCAGUGAGCUAUAGGGCAGAACAAUUGGAACAGGAAAUGACUGUACACGCAGAUCGACUUGGAGUUAAACUCAUCUUUUCGCUUGAAGAAGAACCUCUUGGAACCGCUGGGCCGUUGGCGCUUGCUCGGAAACAUUUGGAAGGGGAUGAUCCGUUCUUUGUUCUGAACAGUGAUGUGAUUUGCGAUUUUCCAUUCAAACAAAUGGUUGAAUUUCACAAGAAACACGGGAAAGAAGGAACAAUCGCUGUCACGAAAGUUGAAGAACCAUCCAAAUAUGGUGUAGUAGUGUUUGAUGAAGUUCAUGGAAAGAUCGAUGAUUUUGUUGAGAAACCACAAGAAUAUGUUGGGAACAAGAUUAACGCCGGUCUUUACAUUUUCAGUUCAGCAAUUCUUGAUCGUAUACCAUUGAAGCCAACCAGUAUUGAGAAAGAAAUUUUCCCAGAAAUGGCGACCUCUGGCAAUCUAUACGCAUUCGUACUCCCCGGAUUUUGGAUGGACGUUGGUCAACCGAGAGAUUUUCUUAAAGGAAUGUCUUUAUUUUUGAAUCAUGUUUCUACGACGAAUCCAGAAAAGCUAGCAACAAGGUCGAAUCUUCACGAAACGGCAACAAUUCGAGGGAGUGUACUUGUUGACCCUUCUGCAUCUGUCGGAGAGAAUUGUGUGAUUGGCCCAGAUGUUGUCAUUGGUCCACGAGUUAAAAUCGAGAGAGGUGUUCGCAUCCAACACUCAACGAUUCUUUCUGAUUCAACUGUUGGAAACUAUUCUUGGGUUUCUGGAAGUAUUGUCGGACGGGAGUGUCAUAUUGGAAGUUGGGUUCGUAUGGAGAACAUCUGUGUACUAGGAGACGAUGUGGUUGUGAAAGACGAAGUUUACUUGAACGAGGCCAGUGUUUUGCCACAUAAAGUGAUAGCUGUGAAUGUGCCUUCAAAAGAUAUUAUUAUGUGA